CUGGUCACCGUUGCAGGGUGCAGCCUCUUCACAUCCUUCUGCGACAUUCCUGCCGCCAGUUCGCAUCCUCCUCCGCCAUUUACACGUUUUAAAUUGGGUUUCCAGUAUGAUGCUAAAACUCCAGGGAGUGCAUUUGGAAGCUUGCAAUCUGGGUGUAAGGACGCCUUGUUCGAAGCGACGGGUGGAAACGAAGCAAGGGAACGGAUCAAGUCGGGUGCUCGUGUGAGUAUUGACCAGCAUUGUCAGUUAUGGAUCUCGUUCCGCAAAUCGGGCAUUGAAAGGCUCUCAAAGAGAUGGUCUACAGCGAGUGCUUGCCACCAUGGAGAGGGUGCAAGAUGGGGGGGCCACGCAGAUGAGGGUAGCAGUCCACAGCAAAGUCGGGAUCUUAUAAAGUGGGCACCCGCUUCCGCAGACUUGUUAGAAACCGCCGCCAUUAGGAGGAAUCCAUCAACCUCGGCAGCGAAGAAGCGAAGAAGGCUCGACCAUCUGGAGGGCAGAAAUCGGAUAGCCUGGACAGAAUCGCCACCGCGAUGACCGACGAGAGUCUGUACCCGCACGAGCAUUCGCGGCAUGCGAUGCUGGCGGUGUUGGCCACCACAAUGUUCUUCAUCUCCACGGACAACAUGCACAUUGUGCUUAAUAAACUCGAUGCCAACUCCAAGUGGUGGUCCAUCUACGCGAUCCUUUUAGGAUUUUUCUAUUUCUUCUCGUCGCCCUUCCUUGGAAACACCAUUCAACCAAGCUACUCCAACUUCAGCCGUUGGUAUGUGGUGUGGUUGUUGGUGGCAGCCAUGUACCACUUGCCAACCAUUCGGUCCAUGGGUGUGGAUGUGCGAAUGAAUUUGUCCCUUUUUUUAAUUCUGUUUUUGGCAUCUAUGAUGACCUUGUUAUUGUUCCAUGUUGUGUUUAUGGUUCUUUGGUAUAUUGGACUUGCAUCUCAAGAUGCAAGAAAACCCCCAAAAAUAUUAACCAUCAUUCAAAACUCUGUGGUUCUUAGUAUUGCAUGUUGUGUAUUCUAUAGCCAUUGUGGCAACCAAGUGCCACGUCAAAAGCCAACAAUGUGGUCCACAUACACUCUAAACAAGCUUGGAGAAAAAUCUAUCAAAUGGGUUGCAAGGCCUCCAGACCCAAAAUCCCAACCAUGGAACAUGCAACACAUGAAAUCUCAAGUUUGUUGGACAUGGCUUGCUCCAGUUGGUUCUGCCAAAGACUACCCAGUCUUCUCCAAGUGGGUGGUCUAUGGAGAGUUGGUAUGCAAUGAUGCAUGUAUUGGACCAUCUGAUAACAUAUCACCUGUAUAUUCAUUAUGGGCAACUUUCAUUGGCAUUUAUAUUGCCAAUUUUGUUGUAGAGCGAUCUACUGAAUGGGCACUCUCACAUCUAGCAAGCAAUGCACAACAAAGAAAUACACUUACAAAGCCUGAGUUUUUGGAUAUGGUUCCUUGGUAUUCAGGGACAUCUGCAGAUUUAUUCAAAACUGCAUUUGAUCUCUUAGUUUCUGUGACUUUGUUCCUUGGCCGCUUUGACAUGCGUACCAUGCAAGCAGCCAUGACUCAAGCUCAACAACAAAGGAGCAAGAGUGUGGUGCAUUCCCAUCUGAGCCAAAAGAGUGAGUUGUGGAUGGAUUUCAUGGCAGACACAGGAGAUGGAGGCAACUCAACAUACAGCAUUGCCCGUCUUCUAGCCCAACCCUCCCUUUGUGUUGCCGAUGAGCGGUGUUGCGGUUUCCAUAACUUGCCUCGUAGCCAGCUCCUCCUCAUUGGCGGUGACCUUGCAUAUCCCAAUCCAUCUGCCUUUUCCUAUGAGCGCCGUUUUUUCCGACCAUUUGAGUAUGCAUUACAACCUCCACCAUGGUAUAGACCUGAGCACAUAGCUGUGAGUAAACCUGAAUUGCCUGAAGGAGUUAAAUCAUUGGAAGAUUUAGAAGCUCCACAAUGUUUUGCCAUACCUGGAAAUCAUGAUUGGUUUGAUGGACUUGAUACAUUCAUGCGAUACAUUUGCCAUAGAAGUUGGUUGGGAGGAUGGUUGUUGCCCCAAUCAAAAAGCUAUUUUGCUUUGAAACUACCUCAUGGUUGGUGGAUAUUUGGACUAGAUCAAGCUCUCCACGGUGACAUCGACAUUUUCCAAUUUAAAUAUUUUAGCAACAUUGCAAAAAAUGAGGUGGGAGAAAAUGAAUCUAUAAUAAUAAUGACCCAUGAACCCAAUUGGCUUUUGGAUUGGUAUUGGGAAAAUAGUACGGGGAAAAAUGUAUCACAUCUUAUUCAAGAGCAUUUGAAAGGUAGGUGCCGCCUUCGAUUGGCUGGAGAUCUUCACCAUUACAUGCGACAUUCUAUCUCAGGAGGAGCUCAAAAUAAUUGCAUUGAGCAUUUGCUUGUUAAUGGCCAGGGAGGCGCAUUCCUCCAUCCAACCCACAUAUUUGCAAAGUUUCAAGAUUUUCAGGGGAAUAAAUAUGAAAAAAUAGCUGCAUAUCCUACAAUGCGUCAAUCUGAAAGGAUAGCAUUGGGCAACAUUUUAAAAUUCAGAAGGAAGAAUUGGCAAUUUGAUGUUAUUGGUGGUAUUGUGUACUUUGUGUUAGUGUUUUCAAUGUUUCCACAGUGUGAAUUGAAUGAAAUUUUCAACAAUGGUGAUAUUCGUGGAAUUCUCAUAGCAUUUUGGAGGACAAUGGGUCAAGCAUUCAUCCAAAUGGUGGAGCAUAGCUAUGUCUCAAUGACUGGAACCCUUGUUCUCUUGGCAUUGGCCGUGUCAUUUGUUCCCGUGAAAGUGUCACGGAGCAAGCGAAUUAUCAUUGGAUUCCUCCAUGUCACUUUGCAUCUUGUGUCUGCAAUGGUGUUGAUGUUGUUGCUUGAAAUUGGCAUUGAAACAUGUAUUCGUCACAACCAUUUGGGAACAUCGGGAUUUCAUUCCUUGUAUGCUUGGUAUCAUUCAAAGGAAGGGGAACAUUUUCCUGAUCCCAUGGGAUUGAGAGGGCGUAUUGAGCAUUGGACUUUUGGCAUGUACCCUGCAUGUAUAAAAUACUUAAUGGCUGCUUUUGAUGUCCCUGAGGUAAUGGCAGUAACCCGCAAUAAUAUAUGUGAGCAAGGAAUGUCUAGGCUUCCACGGGGUUUGGUUUUGGUGUAUUAUGCAACUGUUUUCUUAUAUUAUUGGAUAUUUUCAUGUCCAAUUGUUUCCCUUGUAUUUGGGAGUUAUCUAUACAUAUGUAUAAAUUGGUUCCAUCUUCAUUUUGAUGAAGCAUUUUCUUCACUCCGUAUUGCCAACUACAAAUCUUUCACCCGGUGUCACAUUUCUUCAAAAGGAGAUCUACAUAUUUAUACCCUUGCUAUUGACAAGGUACCAAAACAAUGGGCUUUAGACCCUCAUUGGGAAGCUGAACAAGCUUGCCAAAAGGAAGUUGAUUCACACAAGCAGGAAUUUCCAAGUAAAUGGACUCCUGUUGGUUUGUAUAAAGAGCGUAAUUGUAAUGUUCGUAUCAUUGAUUAUUUUGAAAUCAAACAAAAACCUGGUCAAACCAAACCCUCCAAAGAUGUUCCUUUGUUGCCUAGAAUGUUAUUGAGUGACACUUUAACACCAUCAAGUAGCAAUUUUGGGCAAUCUAGUUUGAUCAAUUUGAAUACCAGCAAAUGCAUGGAUCACAAGAAGCAAUGUUGUUCAAAUAUGUUGCAUAAAUCUUUGCAGUUUCCCAAUAGCAUGUGUGACUAUGGGGAAGAUAUCCCCAUAGAAAGAGGUAUUUUGAAUUGGUAUGAGAAACAUGACAUUGUGGAGAAUGGUAAUCCAUUGGAUAAUUUCAUUGAAUGGAGUGACGAAUCGUUGAUGAAAUUUGGAAGUGAACCAAACAUUUCAUCAUUUGUUUUGCCAAAGAUGUUAAUCUCCCAUGGAAAGGAAGCUUGUAUGGAUCAAUGGCCAAGUUUGUGUUUACCUACUCAGUGCCAAAAUCUGAUGGAGCAUGAACCACCAUUAUGGGAAAAUGAUGUUAGGGUUGUUUUAUUUAAUGAAGCAGAGGGUUUACAAGAAUUUGAAAUCAACAAUAUAUUGAAUUCAAAUAUUGAAAACAUACAUGAUCUUAAUGCCAACAGAAGCAACAUUGAGAACUCCAAAAUCAGUAUUGAAGGCAAUAGCUUGGAAAAAAGUUGUGAAAAUGCAGUUUAUAACACAAGUUUAGACCCUGAACAUGAUAUAAUAGAUCAAUAGAAUUCUAAUCAUAUUAUCAACAAAUGAAUUUGAUGGCAAGAGGGUUUGAUAUUAAUGUUGUACAUAUAAUAUAGUGGAAGAUUCCUCAUAUGUGCAUGUACAUGUGUAUAUAUAUAUAUAUAUAUAAAUAUAUAUACGAACAGAACACACAUUUUAAAUAAAUACAGGAUUAGUUUGAAAGAUAUGUUAGUUUUCUUAAUCAUUUUACAAGAAAACUAAAAUUUUAAAAAACCACCAAACCUGAACACAAAUAAAACAAUGUGUAA
Messenger RNA from Physcomitrium patens, 4450 nucleotides. RefSeq lists its product as uncharacterized. Lineage: Eukaryota; Viridiplantae; Streptophyta; Bryopsida; Funariales; Funariaceae. The record is from RefSeq and is a predicted model, not a curated record.